UCUUCACCAAAUGCAAAGCGAAAGCAGAACAAAGCUCGCAGAGACUCACAAAAUCCCUAAAUUGACAAGAAAAAAUGGCGAACACGGAAGUGGACGCGUUGGACUUCGAAGACGACGACUUGAUGGACGAGGACGGCGCAGUGGAUGUCGACGCUUCCUCUUCGCCUCGUGCCACUGCUUCUCAGCCCAAGCUCAAGUCUGCCAUCACCGGCGGCGCCCCUAAGAAGACCAAAGGCCGUGGCUUCCGUGAAGAAGCCGACGCCGAACGCCAUAGCCGCCUCGCUGAUCGUAACUUCGACUCCCUCGGCUCUGAUGGUGGCCCUGGCCCCCAAAGAUCCAUUGAAGGAUGGAUCAUUUUGGUCACUGGGGUACACGAGGAGGCACAGGAGGAUGAUUUGCAGAAUGCGUUUGGUGAGUUUGGGGAGAUAAAAAACCUGCAUUUAAAUCUUGAUCGUCGUACUGGCUUUGUGAAGGGGUAUGCACUGAUUGAAUAUGAAAAUUUCGAGGAAGCUCAAAAUGCUAUAACUGCAAUGAACGGAACUGAACUUCUCACGCAGACCAUUAAUGUUGACUGGGCCUUCAGCAAUGGUCCUAGCACUGGACCAUUCAAAAGAAAGAAUUUGAGAUCCGCACGGACUCAUCGUUCAAGGAGUCCUAGGAGGAGAUACUGAUCUUCGAUCAUGGCUUGAUGUGAGUUCAAGAAGGGUUUUGAAAGUUGAUAUUUUAUGAAAGAGAUUUAAGUUGAUGCUCAUGAUUUUGUUUUAUUGAAUUGUGUUUAUUUGCGGAAAGUUCCCCACAACUCCAGCCAUUUCCAUAUUGUUGUGGUGUAUUAAGUGAUGGUUUAUCCUAACUUUACAUUAAUGUAGUAGUGAUUAGUUUUAUUUGAUAACCUGCAACUUAUUUAGAAUGAAAGUGUGGGAAUUUCUAACUAGGCAACCUCAUUUUGUAAUGUUUCUCUCUUGUUUCUGAGUCUCUUGAGAGAUAAAUCUCAGGGUGUAAAGAGUUGUGAAGUGUGUAAA
Molecule: messenger RNA, 1019 nt
Organism: Mangifera indica (mango)
Lineage: Eukaryota; Viridiplantae; Streptophyta; Magnoliopsida; Sapindales; Anacardiaceae
Product: RNA-binding protein Y14
Exons: 4
Coding region: 75-671 (198 amino acids)
Biological process (GO): RNA splicing
Cellular component (GO): exon-exon junction complex; cytoplasm; nucleus
Molecular function (GO): mRNA binding
Source: RefSeq, a predicted model, not a curated record